AUGGCGCCAAACGUCCUCUGCCUCCCGGGGAAUGUUUCCGCAUUUCGCGUGACUCUCGCCCUCCUCCUCCUCGUUUCCCUUCUUCUGCACCCAAUCAGCGCCGGCCACGACUACCACGACGCCCUCCGCAAGAGCAUCCUAUUCUUCGAAGGCCAACGCUCCGGAAAGCUCCCCCCAGAUCAACGAUUGAAAUGGCGCCGCGACUCCGCAUUGCACGACGGAUCCACCGCCGGAGUGGACUUAACGGGCGGGUACUACGACGCCGGCGACAACAUUAAGUUCGGGUUCCCGAUGGCCUUCACGACGACGUUGCUUGCUUGGAGCGUCAUAGACUUCGGUCGAACCAUGGGCCCGGAGCUGAAGAACACGGUUCGGGCCGUGAAGUGGGGCACCGACUAUCUCCUCAAGGCGACGGCGGUGCCCGACGUCGUUUUCGUCCAGGUCGGGGAUCCGUACUCUGACCACAACUGCUGGGAGAGGCCCGAGGACAUGGACACGUCUCGCGCGGUGUACAAGAUCGAUAAGAACCAUCCGGGAUCUGACGUGGCAGGUGAAACGGCCGCUGCACUUGCCGCUGCGUCCAUCGUGUUCAGGUCACGUGACCCCGCCUACUCUAGAUUGCUCCUCAAUCGAGCCGUUAGGGUGUUCGAGUUCGCUGACAGGCACCGGGGUGCGUACAGCGCCAGCCUGCGCUCUGCCGUUUGCCCUUUUUACUGCGACGUGAACGGUUUCCAGGACGAGUUGCUUUGGGGAGCAGCGUGGUUGCACAAGGCAUCGAGGAGGCGCGUUUACCGAGAAUACAUAGUGAAGAACGAGGUGGUGUUGAGGGCAGGGGAUACUAUUAACGAGUUUGGUUGGGAUAACAAGCAUGCUGGGAUUAACAUCCUCAUUUCCAAGGAAGUGCUGAUGGGAAAAGCAGAUUAUUUCCAAUCUUUCAAGCAAAAUGCUGAUGAGUUUAUAUGUUCCAUAUUGCCCGGACUUUCUCAUCCUCAAGUCCAAUAUUCUCCAGGUGGGUUGAUCUUCAAACCUGGAGGCAGUAACAUGCAGCAUGUAACCUCACUUUCGUUCCUACUUUUGGCUUAUUCCAACUAUCUAAGCCAUGCCAACAAAGCCGUGCCCUGUGGCCAGACUUCAGCCUCCCCUGCUUUCCUCAAACUGUUGGCUAAACGUCAGGUGGACUACAUACUUGGUGAUAAUCCAUUGAUGAUGUCGUACAUGGUUGGAUACGGUGCACGCUACCCGCAGAGGAUACACCACCGGGGCAGCUCACUGCCAUCGGUUCAGGUCCACCCGGCCCACAUUGGUUGCAAAGCCGGCUCUCGAUAUUUCUUGAGUCCAAAUCCGAACCCGAAUUUGCUGGUGGGAGCGGUGGUGGGGGGUCCCAAUAGCUCAGAUGCGUUCCCAGACUCGAGGCCCUUCUUCCAAGAAUCAGAGCCCACAACGUACAUCAAUGCGCCGUUGAUCAUCCUCAUCAUCAUCAUGUACUCAUCAUCAAACCCAAAUGAUGGUUACCACAAGUACGCAUCAGAGCAGCUGCAUCAUCAGGGUGGGCCGCCCACGGGGAUCCCAGUGAGCUCGAGCACGGAGCCCUAUUUUAGCACCAGUCAAGAUCAAGACACCGACAGCCACAGCCACCACCCUUACAGCCACAGCCAAGUCCCUCCUCAUCUCCGCCCUAGAGCUCCCGUGCCUUGGUCCUCUGGCCUCUGUGACUGCUUCUCCGAUCCCAAAAACUGUUGCAUAACAUGUUGGUGUCCAUGCAUCACUUUUGGCCAAAUUGCAGAGAUUGUGGACAAGGGUUCUACGUCAUGUGGUGCCAGUGGAGCGUUGUACACGCUGAUAUCGUGCGUGACAGGUUGCCCUUGCUUCUACUCAUGCUUCUAUCGAUCCAAAAUGAGACAGCAAUACGCCUUGGAGGAGAGCCCUUGUAACGACUGCUUGCUUCACUGCUUCUGCGAGUUCUGCGCCCUCUGCCAAGAGUAUCGCCACCUCCAAUCUCGCGGUUUCGACAUGGCCAUCGGAUGGCAUGGAAAUAUCGAGGAAAGGAACCGGGAAGUGGCAAUGACCCCUGUGCCUCCGGUGGUGGAGCAAGGCAUGAGUCGCGAUAAAUGA
Messenger RNA from Prunus armeniaca (apricot), 2112 nucleotides. The record is from the annotation of a GenBank genome assembly. NCBI's taxonomy places the organism in Eukaryota, Viridiplantae, Streptophyta, Magnoliopsida, Rosales, Rosaceae.